CCUGUUCAUCUGUCGGAUUUUUUAUGCUUUAAUCACUUUAUUAAUGGACCAUCUUAAACACUCAAUUCAUUAACACAAAAACAGUAUUCAUCUCUUAUCAAACUCACAAUCAACGACUUCAGUUUCUUCAACUUGAUCUUAGUUUUAUCUCUACUGUUUCUCUUUCUCCAGCUUUCUUCCAAUAUUUUCCAUACAGCCCCUUUUUUUUCCAGCUCGGAGUAUACUAAAUAUCAAGACUUUUGAAAAUGGUUGAUGCCUUUGUGUCAUUUGCAGUUGAAAGCCUGGGGAAUUUCCUCAUACAGGAAGUUAACCUGCGUUUAAGUCUGAGAGAGGAAGUGCAGUGGCUUCGAAAUGAGCUUCUCUUCAUGCAGUCUUUCCUCAAAGAUGCAGAAGAAAAGCAAGUUGGAGAUCAUAGAGUUCAACAAUGGGUGUUUGAUAUCAACUCUGUUGCUAAUGAUGCUGUCGCUAUACUAGAGACUUACAGCUUUGAGGCUGGUAAACGCGAUGACGAUGGAUUUGCUAGUCGUCUCAAGGCUUGCACUUGCAUCUGUAGGAAGGAGGCCAAAUUCUACGAUGUCAGCAAGGAGAUCCAAUCCCUCAAGCAGCGAGUCAUGGAUAUCUCUCGCAAACGAGAGACUUAUGGUAUUAGAAAUAUCGAUAAUAUUGCAGGAGAAGGGCCAAGUAAUCGGCCAAACAAUCGGUCUGCCAUGGUUACAACACUGAGGAGAACUACCUCCUAUGUGGAUGAUCAAAAUCAGAUUUUUGUUGGCUUUCAGGAUGUUGUAGAAAGAUUGCUAGCCGAACUUCUCAAAGCAGAGCCUCACCGAAGCGCCAUCUCCAUUUAUGGUAUGGGCGGACUAGGCAAGACCACUCUUGCGAGAAACCUCUACAAUAGUCCUAAUAUAGUCUCUAGGUUCCCAACACGCGCUUGGAUUUGUGUUUCUCAAGAGUAUAACACCAUGGAUCUCCUAAAGAAUAUCAUCAAAUCCAUCAAAGGAUGUGACAGGGAAACUCUAGAUCUGUUGGAAAAGAUGACGGACGUGACAGAUCUAGAAAGACACCUUCGGAAUCUACUGAAAGAGAAAAAAUACCUUGUGGUGGUCGAUGAUGUAUGGCAUAGAGAAGCUUGGGAAAGUCUGAAAAGAGCAUUUCCGGAUAGCAAGAAUGGCAGCAGAGUUAUCAUUACCACGCGGAAGGAGGAUGUUGCCGAAAGAGCAGAUAACAAAGGUUUUGUCCAUAAACUCCGUUACCUUAAGCAAGAAGAGAGUUGGGACCUCUUUUGCAAGAAACUACUCGAUGUUCAGGUAAUGGUUCCAACAAUGGAAAGGCUAGCUAAGGAUAUGGUGGACAAGUGUGGAGGCUUACCUCUUGCGAUUGUUGUAUUAAGUGGACUCCUUUCGCAUAAAAGGGGGAUAGAACAAUGGCAAAAGGUGAAGGACCACCUUUGGCAGAAUAUUAAAGAUGACUCUGUUGAAAUCUCCUACAUACUAUCAUUGAGCUACAAUGAUUUGCCAACUGGGCUCAAGCAGUGUUUUCUUUACUUCGGUAUUUUUCCAGAAGAUAGUGUGAUCGAUGCUGACAACAUAAUGCGGCUGUGGAUGGCCGAAGGUUUCAUACCAAAUGGAGAAGAAAGAAUGGAGGAUGUCGCUGAAAGCUUCGUGAAUGAGCUGAUAAGACGAAGUUUGGUUCAAGUGGCAGGUACAUAUUGGGAAAAAGUUGCGAGAUGCAGGAUUCAUGAUCUACUUCGGGAUCUUGCCGUAAAAAAGGCAUUGGAGGUAAACUUCUUUGACAUUUAUGAUCCAAGAAAGCACACCAUAUCCCCCUUAUGUCUCAGACAUGCCGUUCAUGGUCAAGCACAAAGGUACCUCUCACUUGAUCUUUCUAACUUGAAGUUAAGGUCAGUUAUGUUCUUCGAUAAGUUGGAUAUUAUAAACUUCCGUAAUGGUUUCCAACAUAUACAUGUAUUGUGCUUGGAGAAUAGUUCUGCAGUACCUGAUGGCAUAGGAAGUUUGCACCAUAGUUCUGCAGUACCUGAUGCCAUAGGAAGUUUGUACCACCUUAAGUUAUUAAGAUUGAGAGGUAUCCGUGUUCUUCCCUCCUCCAUAGGCAACCUCAAGAAUUUACAGACACUUGAUGUCCAAGACUAUGGAAACCCGUGCCAACUACCUCCUGAGACAGCUAACCUAGUAAAUCUAAGACAUUUAGAGGUUCCAUAUUCAGAACCUCUGCAACAUAUAAACAAACUCACAAGUCUUCAAGUUCUUAGAGGCGUUGGUUGUGAUCAGUGGCGAGAUGUUAACCCUGUUGAUUUAGUCAAUGUUCGAGAAUUAAGCAUGUAUGGUAUUAAGAAAUCUUACUCCCUAAACAACAUUAGCAGCUUGCAAAACCUUAGCACUCUCCAAUUGUGGUGUGAACCUAAUGAAUCAUUCCCAGCCCUAGAAUUUCUUAGUUCUUGUCAAAAGCUCCAGAAAUUGGGGUUACAUGGGAGAACAGAAAAACUGCCCCCAUUUCCAAAUUCAAUCACAAUGAUGAACCUUUCUGGCUCACAACUCAAGGAAGAUCCGAUGCCUAUUCUGGGAAUGUUGCCAAACCUAAGGGAUCUCCAAUUAAGAAGAGGAUCUUAUUCAGGAAAAGAAAUUACCUGCAGUGAUAACAGCUUCAGUCAACUGGAGUUUCUUCAUCUUGGACAUCUUUAUAACCUAGAAAGAUGGGAUUUAGCCACAAGUGCAAUGCCUCUGAUUAGAGGUCUUGGUAUCCGUUACUGUGAAGAGCUAAACGAGAUUCCCGAGAGAAUGAAACACGUGGAGAGGUUCAAGCAUAUAUGAUAUCCUCUUUGAUAAUAGGAGAGGAAAAGCAACUAGCUGUUAGUGGAAAAUAAAAAGGCAGAUGCGGGUACUGUUGCGAACCACUUGAAGACAUUCACAUUGUAGAAGCAUUAAUCAGAUUUCAGGGUUGUCAAUGAGAGUUUAUCUCAAACUUGAAUAUUUUGCUUUGGUUUUCGAGUGUUUAAUUUCCUUUUAUUUUUGGUUUUAGUGAGUGUGUGGAAUUGGUUUGAAUAGAAUUGUUUCUGAGAUUCUAUGCAAGAACGAUUUCGUGAUGUUUUAAUUAACUGUUCUGCAAAUUGUGAUGUUUUAAUUAAUUGUUCUGCAAAAA
Lycium barbarum (goji berry) is the source of this 3153-nucleotide messenger RNA. RefSeq names its product putative disease resistance RPP13-like protein 3. The coding region runs from base 246 to 2825 and encodes 859 amino acids. Gene Ontology annotation, molecular function: ADP binding. Gene Ontology annotation, biological process: defense response to other organism. The record is from RefSeq and is a predicted model, not a curated record. The transcript has 2 exons. Lineage: Eukaryota; Viridiplantae; Streptophyta; Magnoliopsida; Solanales; Solanaceae.